AUGUCACUUGCUGGACAAAUAGCUGUGGUAACCGGAGCAUCAAGGGGAAUAGGACGAGGCGUUGCGUUGCAGUUGGGUGAAGCUGGAGCUACUGUUUAUAUCACUGGCAGGAAGCCAGCCCAAAGUGGCGCUGCUACAGACAAUUAUCUGCCAACCUUGGAGAAGACAGCCAAAGAGAUAACGGAACGUGGUGGAAAGGGAAUUCCAGUGUACGUUGACCAUUCGAAUAUGGAUGAGGUUAAAGAGUUCUUCUCGAAGCUAGAACAAGAUCACAACGGACAGUUAGACAUUCUUGUUAACAACGCUUAUGCUGCUGUAAAGACAAUCAUGGAAACAGCAGGGAAGCCAUUCUACGAGUGCCCUCCUGAUAUAUGGGAUGAAGUCAACAAUGUGGGAUUGAGGAACCAUUACUACUGCUCUGUAUACGCAUCUAGAAUCAUGGUGAAGAACGGAAGCGGACUCAUCGUGAACAUUAGCUCAGCAGGCGGUCUGAGGUAUCUAUUCAAUAUACCAUAUGGAGUAGGAAAGGAAGCGCUGGAUAGAAUGUCCGCAGAUAUGGCUGUAGAACUAAAGCCCAAAAAUGUAUGCGUUGUGUCGUUAUGGCCAGGUGCAGUACGAACAGAAAUGGUGACCAAUAUGAUGUCCUCGCCAGCAAAAACAAACGAGCUCGCCAAUGUCUUUAAAGAUGGCGAAACUAUAGAAUAUCCCGGUAAAGCCAUUGUUGCUAUAGCAUCUGACGACCGAAGAAUGGAGAAGACUGGACGAACACUAAUAACAGCAGACAUUGGCAACGAGUACGGUUUUCUAGAUACUGACGGUCGCAAGCCGCCGAACCUUCGCAGUCUCUCGUAUCUGCUGUCUCAUACAGGCCAUACACAGGCUGCACAGUGGGUACCAUCGUGGGUGAAGAUACCUGGAUGGUUUCUUUGGGCCGCUUCGAGUCGCUUAUGA
Messenger RNA from Necator americanus (New World hookworm), 951 nucleotides. RefSeq lists its product as uncharacterized. Gene Ontology annotation, molecular function: oxidoreductase activity. Bases 1 to 951 code for a protein of 316 amino acids. The record is from RefSeq and is a predicted model, not a curated record. NCBI's taxonomy places the organism in Eukaryota, Metazoa, Nematoda, Chromadorea, Rhabditida, Ancylostomatidae. The transcript is spliced from 9 exons.